Paramormyrops kingsleyae is the source of this 6091-nucleotide messenger RNA. RefSeq lists its product as uncharacterized. Gene Ontology annotation, molecular function: microtubule binding. Gene Ontology annotation, cellular component: centrosome. The record is from RefSeq and is a predicted model, not a curated record. Lineage: Eukaryota; Metazoa; Chordata; Actinopteri; Osteoglossiformes; Mormyridae. Gene Ontology annotation, biological process: microtubule anchoring.
AGAGGCAAGCCUGGGAAGAAUUCCGUAAAGUCGUUGAUGGAUUUCUCGGAAACAAGAAGUCAUCUGACUAUGAGGUUCACGUCAAGGAUAUGAUAUGUCGUUUUCAAGAUCUUGGAUGUACAAUGAGUGUCAAGAUGCAUUUCCUAGACUCGCACCUUAAUUACUUUCCUGAAAAUUUGGGUGAGUAUAGUGAGGAGCAAGGUGAGAGAUUUCACCAAGAUAUUAGUGAAAUGGAGCGAAGAUACCAAGGACGUUGGAAUGUAAAUGUGAUGGCUGAUUAUUGUUGGAGUCUGUACAGACAAAAUCCUGAUGCUUCAUACACAAGAAAAUCAUACCGGAAACAGUCUCACGGUGCUAAGUGACCAGCAAAGACACGAUGAACUGUUUCUUUAAUGUAACAUUUGCUAUAAUUUAUGUUGAACCUUUAAUGUAAAUUGUGACAAAACCAGGCGUGUGGCGGCAAAUUGGAAGCCAUAUUCCGAAACUAUGUGAAAAACUGUAGAACAUGCACUUGUUUUUGUUAAAUCACCUAACAAAAAACUUUAAAAUGUCGGCUGGUUAAUCAAGUACUAUAGAGUAAAGUACCAGUAUGUGAAGGUAACAAAGCAUUGAAAAGUUAUUCUUCUUAGUCACAGGCAGAUAUAUGCAGAUCCGAAAGGCACCAAAUAAAAUGAGCACUUUGUAAGCAGAAGGAAUUUCUGGAUGUGGAAAGGUCAACUGCAGAAAUCCAGCAAAACCCGGAGCAGCGAAAUGCAGCCUCAGAUCAAGCCAUGAGAUCCCAUCUCCUGUAGCGAGCUGCCCACUCUCAAAGAGCAGACCAAUGUGCUGAGAGUGCAAGGACUCUUACCCUAGAAAGUUCCGAAUUCAAAAUGACGGUCCUGAAUUAAAGAUGAAAAACUAGAAUACACCCCUAAACCUUUUCAACCCAGAAAAAAAAUGUACAAAAGAAAAAUGACCAGACAGAGGACGAAAACACAGCGCUGCGGGCCCCCCGCACUGAAAAACAGCUAUUUGAUUAUUGCUGUUGCUGUUGGGACAUUAAUUAAUUAGCUAGUUGUAUGGGUAAAAACGAAUCAAUAUUUCUAUUGAUUGAUAAAGCAUUUUCUUUGUAUGACUGUGGGUGGUAUUUAUAUAGCCUUUGUCUUGUGCAUGUGAAUGCUCCGAGGAAAUGCCAGUCAAAGUACUGUGGUCAGUGAAGAGCAGCCGGAGCAGGCAGCAGCACCACAGAGCAUCAGGGAUGCACACGGACCCCGGGACAGCUCACGCCAUGCAAAAGACAUGUUUUUGGCAAAGACGGACUCAGGGCUAAGGAGGCUCUUCUCUGAGGAGGUGUGGAGCUGGGGGAAGGAGAAAAAGGGCGGAGAAGCCGGCCUGACAGAGCCGGAUGUGCUGCAGGGUAUCAGGGCCACGCAGACCGGUUACCCUAAGACCUCACCCAGGGGCUCGAGAAAACACGGCAAGUCUGAGGAGACUCUCCAAGGCAAGGAGGGGACACCUCAGCAAAAACACAAGCCGGUGAAGACGAUGGAUGACAGUGCUGAAACAGACCCAGCAAAAGGAGGACAGGAACCACAGCAAACUCACAUACGUCUGCAGGAGAAACGUGACUCUCGGGGAAAAAGUAAUGGCAAUGUAUCCUCAGGAGAUGAAUCAUCUUCAGCAUCAGCAUCAUUGACAUCAUCGUCAUCCUCGUCAUAUUCUGGAAGACCUCUUAGAAUAAGAUCAUUGCCCAAUUCCCCUGAUGGCUCUUGGAGGUCUCAGAAAACUGUUGGCUCAUUUGCAUCACUCCCUGAGUUCCAGAGAGCAGUUGCCAUCUGUAUAAAUGUGUCGGAGGUGUCGGUGUCUUCAUCAGAUAUCGAUGAGGAUCUGCCCUUUGAUUUAGAGGACAGCAAAUGUAAGUAUCAAAUCCCCUGUAGCAAAAAAAAUUGUCAGUCCACAAUGGGUACUAGCUCUAAUCUUUGCAUUGAGUGCAAGAUCGAUUUAACAAGUGGGAAUACUGUUCCCUGUAAUCUUCAGAACUACCAAAGACUAGAAAAUGUGGCAUCUAUUAACAUCAACCUUGGGGGUAGCACUAUAGGAGCGGGUGCAAAUCGGUGUUUAUCACUUGUAACUUGUGCUGGAGGAGAUGUACAGCAAGAGCAUGAGCAAGAGAUAUCUCCUGUCAUGGCCAGUCAUUUUCAUAGUUCUUCAGUCCAGGAUACAGGUGAUGGGGACAUAGACAUUAGUCAUGAAAGUUCUUCUGCCGAUGAGGGUCCUUUAGACACAGAAGAGAAGUCAGAAGCAUUCUCCCAUAGCAGUGAAGGUCUGGUUUCCUCAGGGGAUGAAAUGGUUUUCAACAAUGAACUGGGUAAUGGGGGAGAAAACAGCAAUUUAGUUACGAUGCGACAGCUUGAGAUCGAAAGGUCUGAUUUUUUAAGCUCAGAGCAAUCAAACUUUUUUCGAUGCAAAAAAAAACAACUGUUUCUUGACAUUGAUCCAAUAUCACUGGAAAAACAAAUGCUCGGACAAAAAUCAGGGAUAAAUAACCCAGUGGAUUUUCCCUCAUGGAAUACCCUGGUUUCCGAGGAAACUCUGUCAGAGAUCCUGUCUCCAGUGGAUGAGAUUCUGUCGUAUGGCAGCGCUGAACUCCUUCCAUCAUUAACGGCAGUUACAGGGUCAGACAUGGGCAAUUAUGUUUACCCACCUCCCCCACCUGCAAGUGAAAUCAUAACCUGGACCAGCGAAGAGGACUUUGCUCUUCCUUUUGAAGGUCUGGAUAAAACCCAGCCUAACAAGAGCCCAACCGAGGAUCCAUCCAUCAUAAGUGAAGAUUUGCCAUCUCUCUCUGAGGAUUUUCUCUUUUUGGUAAACCAGGAGGAAUCAAACAGACAAACAGAUAAAGCAAUAAAUUAUGAGGAUUUAAAAUCAGACCUCUUAAUAACAAACUCAGAAACUACCUCUCCAUACAAGAAAUUAAGUGACAAUAACAGAUGUAAGACCCAAGACAAAAAUCCUCUUUUAAACCUUAUUAUUUCUGAAGCAGAAGACGCUGAAGGCUGUUCAGAACGUGUGUCCUCCUUCAGUGUUGGUGAGGGAGUUGUGUUUUGCCACUCUAUGCCCAGUCAAUGGAAAGAUAGAGAAAUGCCAGCAUUUUCUGGUGGGAACUGGGCAGGUGUGACAUUGGACAGCCCAACCAGAAAUCACAAUGGAACCUUCAAAGAUAUGGAAUACUUCAAAUGUGGGAUCCUUGUCAGGGCAGAAGAUAUUCCACAUGAGGAACGCGAAAGCGACUUGGAGUCCACCCUGCAUAAUGAUCCUUUUUCAGAUGACGAACCAUCUAGUGAUGAUAAAAAAGAAAAUAGAUGGAGAGAAGCCAGAUACUCAGGUGAUGAAAGAAAACAUAUAAGCAAAAAACCAUUACGAGAUGAUUCUUCAGGUCCCCAAAUGACAUGCAAAGAUGUAACUCCACUUCAAGAACCAAAUAACAACACCUGUUCAGAACUUAUAGGGACAUGUGAUCAUCUACUAUCAGAAACUCCAAGUUACCAGCUUCAACAGUCUACUAAUAAUACGACUUUAAACAAGUUUGCACUUUCUGGCUUUGAUGGACUCAAAUCAGAUCAUUUCCACCAAAACACUCCUUAUCCUUCCAAUGCUGAAUUUUCUGAAUGUGUGAGGGGACAGGAGGAUCUGUUAAAUCUCUGUGCCAACAAGACAAAUCCCAUUUUAGUCUCACCUAUCGAAUCAUUCAUUGAUCAGGGUUCCCUGAAGGACUUUGCACCAGGAGCUGCAGUCCAAGAAGUACAGCAUGACAACCCCAUCCUUGAUGUACAAGAGAUAGAAACAGUAAGGUUUUUUAGCAAGUGCCACCAUGAUCUAAACUCUCUGGUCGAAAAAUUAGCAGGAGACUUGGUAAAGGACAUCAUGACGGAUGCUCAGGAACUCAGGAGGAGACAUCGACGAAUGAGAAGCUUCCAAAAUGACAGCCAGAUUCUUGAUAGAAAUGUAAAAAAGAGGGAGGAUAAUCUUACUAGAGCAAACCAACUGGAAUUCAGCGAUCAGUGGCAAUGCGCGCUCUCAUCUUCAGUAAACCUCAAAAUCCAGCCGCAUGAUCCCAUGGUCAUCCGCCAUCUUGUAGCAGGCGCUGUGGAGAGACUUUGCGGUCAAACUAUAAGUUGCAAGGUUGAUAUCACAGAUGCCCCUGAUCAUUUAAUCGAUGGGGAGAGUCGCAGAUCUUACCAACAGGUCAUAUACGACCUCACCUCAGAGGUAUUUGAAGAGAUUUCACGGGACCAUCCAACCGCAUGUGGGUUUCCACGGCAAACAAAUCAAGCAUUAUCUCUUUCAACAGUCCACCCAAGCAAGUCCCUUCUCACACAUGUGAAGGCAGCGGUCCAAAAUGAGGUGCAGAGAGCGCUGAAUCUGGAGCGUAAUGAUGUGCAGAUGAGAGAAAUGCUCCAGGUUAUGUGCAAGUAUGGGAACGCGCAGCGGGACAAAGUGGACUACAUACUGAUCCAGGAGCUUCAUAAAGAAGAACUUCAGUGGCUAGACUACAACCUUGACCAGCUCGCAGUCAAAAUUAGACUGGCUGAUGAGAUCUUCAACAUCCUUCUGCUGGACACUAUGUCAACCCUAAACAAAAUCUACACAGCACCCCCUAAUGUCAAUCCUCCAGCCAUACAAGCAUCCCAACCUGCAUUUGGUCAACGGGAGCAAGACUACAUACAGUAAUAAAGAGACACCUCUCAUAAUUCAUAAAUGUCAAUGUACUGCAAAUAACUCUCCCUUCCAUAUGUGAAUUGAGGUAGGAUGAUUUUAGAUAAAAAGCAAUAUAAAGCUGUGUUAAAUCAUGUGGGAUUACAUGAAAAUUUUUUCCCUGCUGUUUUAUGUGUUAAAUAUCAUAAUUUUUCAUUUUUUUCCUGUGAAAGACAAAUAGUUGAUACUGGGACCUCCUUGUAAUUCUUGUUUGUCUCAGUGUUCUUCCAUGGUGACUUUAUCUUGAUAAUCACCUAUAUAGGCUACAUUCUAUAAGCCUACUCUGGCAAACUGAUUGUUUGGGAGAAAGGUUAUAAAAUAGGAUAUGAUGCAGCCCACAACCUCUCGGUGUGUUCUUGUUAUAACCUGCUUUUUGUUUGCCUGUUUCGUAGUUUCUAACAUUAUAUUAUUUUUUUAUUACACCUAAGGUGUGAUGUUAAAUCUAAUUAAAUUAUUUAUCUAUUUUGCUUUGCUUUACAUUGUUGUAUGUCAUUUUCCCACAAAACCAUAAAACAUGGAUUAGAUACCUACGUUUUUAUAGAACUCAUUGUUUCAUCAUUGCUCUUCUGCGCUGAUUUUGCAUGGGAGCCCUUUCUCUCAUAAAAACAUAUUUCUGUACCUUAUUCAACUUCAGUUCAUGUUGGUCGGUUUUGUAAUUUAUUCAUUUAGUUAUAACUGUCAUCAUAAUGUUAUGGUAAUCCAAAACUAAAUCUGUAAAUGUUUCUUAUUGGCCCAAGCAUGCUGAUCUAAGGACGGGGCCUGAAUGCAUAAUUCUGAACUCGGUGGACAAUGGAAAAAGUAGCAGGGCAGUAGAAGUUAGCUCACAUGGUUUAUGAAUGUGAAGUUUGAAAAGUGCCUGCAGAGACCAAAUCAUAUAAAUAAAUUAAAGAAGCAGGUGUCUGUGCAUUUCAUCAGGAAACACCUCUGACUGCAGUAGCCAAGGUCAUGUGAAGCAGGUCUGGCAUCAUAGUUAUAAGUAUUCAACAAAACAUGCGGUUAAAUCCCUUGAAAAGUACACAUCCAGUUUGGCAAUACCUUGUAUAUUAUUCUGUUGUUUUUUUUGUUUGCGUAAAUGGUAUCAUAUGCCUUAAGGAUGUUUUUUUAUCACAUAAGAUCCUGUCUUGGUUUCAUAGUGCAAACACAAACGGUCAGCAUAUCCAUCUUUUAUUUUACAUAUCCCUCUGUUGAGGAUGGCUGUAUUGUUCCAUUUAAGUGAAGGCACUGUUACUGUUAAUCUACCAAAAUAGUAUUAAUCAAUUGAAAUGAAGAACAAUUUCGCAACUGUUUAACUCCAAGGACUUUGAUGGGUUAAUUAACAUAAGUAAAAUUUGUACUCCCAAAGAAUAUGCCUCUAUGA